Lotus japonicus is the source of this 3230-nucleotide messenger RNA. RefSeq lists its product as uncharacterized. Gene Ontology annotation, molecular function: protein binding. The record is from RefSeq and is a predicted model, not a curated record. Bases 1040 to 2524 code for a protein of 494 amino acids. Lineage: Eukaryota; Viridiplantae; Streptophyta; Magnoliopsida; Fabales; Fabaceae. The transcript has 2 exons.
CUGAAGGUGCAUGUCCUCAAGGUCCCUAUAAUGAGAAUAACAUAGAGGAUCACAAUGUUCUAGUGUCGGUUUUUUUGCAAUCAAUGACUGUAUAUAUAUAUAACCAUAUCUAAAUGUUUCACUAGGACUCACCUCGCCUGCUAUAUAUAUUGCGAGGUGCCACAACCAUGUACGUAGCAGUUUUUACCCAAAUGUGAGUAUGAGUAUGAGACACUAGAAGAAAUUAUUGACGGCCGGUUUUAUACCGUCACAAACUUAUAAGAAGCGUAGGUAUAAAUUUGUUUAAAUUAUAUAUGAAACAGUGAAAGUAAUAUAAGAAGUUAUUUUCAAUAUUCUCAUUAUAUUCUCAAUGAUGGAGGUUCACAGUGCUAAUGUGAUGCUCUGCUAGCACGAAUUUGGGCUGCUAUCUAGUUUAAGACGGUCUCAUUUGUACAAUCAUAUCCCUUACUCAAAUAUUUCCCAAUCAAUAGGGAUGGCUGAUCUUCAAUAAAUUAAAACAUUUACAUAUAAAAAAAAAAAAAAAUUGAUGUGUCAAAUGUUCCAAAUAAGGCAAAUUAAAAACUAUGACCAACCACAUGUAGGUCUUGGUUAAAAUAUUUUAUGCUCAAUACACCUAAAAUCAUCAAGAGUCCACCUAAUAUGCACCACUUUUUAGUGGUGUAACUUUGCACCACUAUGUUAAUUGUCCAUUUUAUCCCUGUUCAAAAAAUUAAUCCCAUCAAAAUCCACCUGGUAAUACCAAUAUUUUUUUCUUUUUAUAAAAUAAUUUUUUUAACAAGGGUAAAAUGGACAAUUGGUAUAGUGGUGCAAGAUUGCACCACUAAAAAGUGGUGCACAUUAGGUGGCACCUAAAAUCAAAGUCUUAACUUCUUUUCCUCUAUGUAUACGAGCCUUUCCAUGUUACAUUCAGCAGCUUGCCGGCUUGAUGUUAUCAAAGUAUUCACAUUGUGCUCAAUCAUUCACGUACAUUAUCUUGUUAUUAUCAUUUCUUCUCUAACCUCACUGAUUAUAUAUUAGUACAUCAAUCAAUAUUCCUCAAAUGGAGAUUUUUGCAGCAGAUCCAAAUCAACAGGACGAGACAAUGAGAGAACUCUAUGAUGCAUCAUUAAAUGGAUGUGUAAGUACCUUAAAAACUCUGAUUCAAAGGGAUCCUCUUAUACUCAACAGAGUUCCACUCUAUCCCUUCACUGAAACCCCACUACACAUAGCCUCUUUGCUAGGACACACAGAGUUCUGCCAUGUUCUUCUUGACAUGAAUCCAAGUUUAGCAGGUGAAGUGAACUCAGAAGGGCGUUACCCUCUUCAUCUGGCUUCGGCUAAAGGCCACACCGAGAUUGUGAAAGCUCUGUUGCUCACAAAUUCUGGUAUUUGCUUGAUUCGGGAUAAAGAUGACAAGCUUCCUCUCCAUUUUGCUGCGAUGAGAGGACGCCUUGGAGUCAUCAAGGAGUUGAUCAGAGCCAAGCCACACUCCGUUAGGGAGAUGGAUGAGAAUGAUGAUGGUUCCCUUCUGCACUUGUGCGUACGCUAUAACCAUCUAGAGGCCUUGAAAUUUCUAGUGGAAUCAGUAAGAGGAGACAAUCAAUUCCUCUGUACCAAAGACAUAGAGGGCAACACUAUUUUGCAUUUAGCUGUGAGGCGCAGACAAAUUAAGAUCAUUAAAUUCUUGCUUUCACUAUCUGAAAUGAGGACAGCAUUAAGCACUUUGAACAGGGUGGGUUUAACACCUUUGGACAUGUUGGUGAACCGUCCAAGAGAUUCUAUUAGACUUAGAAUUGAACACAUUUUAACUGAAGAAGGAGCUCAAUCCUCACCGAUCAAUGAUCCUCCAAAAUGCAAUGGUACACCACAACCACCACAUCCCUCACUAAGCAAUGAUCCUCCUGAACCAUCACAGUCCUCACCAAGCAAUAAUCCUACACAACCUCCCUCACAAAGCAUUGAUCCUCUACAACCAUCACCACCCUCACCUAGCAAUGGCCCUACACAACCACAACCAACACAACCCUCACCAAGCCAUGACCCUCCACAAACAUCACCGAGCAAUGAUCCUCCACAACCACCCUCACCAAGCAAUAAUCCUCCACAACCACAACACCCCUCACCAAGCAAUGUUCUUUCACAACCACCAUCACCCUCACCGAGCAUAGCUGCUAAUGAACAACAUGAAAGUAGUAGAUGGGACAAGUUUGAGAAGUUCUGCACAACCUACCUCAUAAACCAAGGAUACUGGAUAGACGGAAGAACAAAGGAAACAUGGAUGAUCGCGGCCACUGUGAUCGCAACCAUGACUUUUCAGUCAGUGUUAAGCCCACCAGGCGGUGUGUGGCAAGCGGAUUCAACAGACGGUGGCUACGCCUGCAAAGAUUAUGGUUUCUGUGAAGCGGGAACUGCAGUUGUGGGUUAUGUUUGGUCCCCAGACUUUCUAAAAUUCGUUUUCUUCAACUCCGCUUCUUUCUUCUUUUCUCUCUGUGUACUUUUGAUUCUCAUUAGCGGGUUCCCGCUGGGGAAUAAGGUCAUCAUGUAGAUCUUGGCGGUUAAGAUGCUCGUUGCUAUCACAUUCAUGCUACUCACGUACAUGUGGGCAUUGGGAUUGGUGUGUCCCAAUCAUAUUUAUUAUAGAAUUCGUGAUUUGGGGUAUAUUUUGGUCGGUAUUUGGUCUUUCUUACUUGGUGUUGUUGGUUUGAUUCAAAUUAUCAGAAUAGUCUUGUGGGUUAGGUCAAGGCGCAGGUCCUCAACAAAUGCUUCACUAACUCAAAGUUCUCUUGGUCGAUCGGCUUAAUGACUAAAGGUGGAAGUUGUUGCUUGGAAAUUUUCUUCAUACAUCUCGUGUGGUGUAUAUAUAGACAUUCCAUAUGGCAUGAGAGUGGAACGAAAAAUGAAAGGAUAAAUGAUGCAAGUAGUCGUAAAAGCGGGGCGAUCAGCCAAGAUAAAUUUUGUUCUUAAUAGAGUAGUACUUAAAUUUGUUUUGGCCCCCCUUAAAUUCUUUAUACUGUUUUCUUUUUAUCUAGAGAUUAUUAAUUUUUCUUAUUAUGUUAGUUUUUAUUUUUAUUUCCAUAUGUAACCAAAAAAAAAUCCGUCUUUUUGCCUAUUUUUUUCUGGUUCUGUCGUCCCUGUAUGGACCAAAUCAGAGGUGUUGAUGCUCUAAACAAGAGCUAGUGUAACAACUAAAUUACAAUAAAGAUGUUAGUAUUGUUUCACAGAAAUUUAUGUUUAGUUAUUGCGAGCCUGGG